ACUCCUCCUCCUCCUCCUCUUCCUUGCGAUGCCCGUCGAAGGGAAAGGCGCGCUCAGUCUCCAGCCGGGAGCAUGGGUGGCGCGUGGGAAGAAGCCCCCUGAGCCACCCGCGACCCCUUUGGAGGGAAAGGAGCAGGCCAUGGGGCCCACGUGGCCCCCCAACGGGACCUGGCCCACCUGGGGCAAUUGCUCGUGGCCCCUGGAGGCCAUGGGUUGGCAGGCAGCCCUGGGCGCCGCCUUCAGUGUGGCCGUGCUGGUGACAGUGGGAGGCAACUUGCUGGUCAUUGUCGCCAUCGCCAAGACGCCCCGCUUGCAGACCCUCACCAACGUCUUCAUCACCUCGCUGGCCUGCGCCGACCUCAUCAUGGGCCUGCUGGUGGUGCCCCCGGGGGCCACGUUGGUGCUGAGCGGGCGCUGGCCCUACGGCACCACCGCCUGCGAGCUCUGGACCUCUCUGGACGUGCUGUGUGUGACAGCGAGCAUCGAGACCCUGUGCGCCAUCGCCGUGGACCGCUACCUGGCCAUCACGGCCCCCUUGCAGUACGAGAUGCUCGUCACCAAGGGCCGGGCCCGCGGAGUGGUGUGCCUGGUGUGGGCCGUGGCCGCCUUCAUCUCCUUCCUGCCCAUCAUGAACCACUGGUGGCGGGACGGGGCUGAUGAGGAGGCCCUGCGCUGCUACAGGGACCCCCAGUGCUGCGACUUUGUCACCAACAUGCCCUACGCCAUCCUCUCCUCCAUCAUCUCCUUCUACGUGCCCCUCCUGGUCAUGGUCUUCGUCUACGCCCGGGUCUUCGCCGUCGCCACCCGCCAGCUCCACCUCAUCGAGAAGGACAAGGGCCGCUUCCUCCAAGGGGGUCGGCGCCGGCGUCCCUCCCGCCUCUUGUCGGCCAUCAAGGAGCACAAGGCUCUCAAGACCCUGGGCAUCAUCAUGGGCAUCUUCACCCUCUGUUGGCUGCCCUUCUUUGUGGCCAACAUCAUCAACGUCUUUGCCAGGUCCCUGGUCCCCGACCAGCUCUUCCGCUUUUUCAACUGGCUGGGAUAUGUCAACUCGGCUUUCAACCCCAUCAUCUAUUGCCGUAGCCCUGAUUUCCGGUGUGCCUUCAAGAAACUGCUGUGUUGCCCUCGGAGUGUGGAUUGCCGCCUCCAUGCCAUUGCCAAGGACCUUCACCGGCGGCCUUGUGGCUUUGGUCCACAGGCCUUGUUGGAGAAGAAGGUGGGUGCCCCCGUGGCCAUGAGGUCCAGAGAGGAGGACGAUGACGAGGAAGAGGACGACAACGGCACCAACAGCACCAGCAGCGGCUCCAGCAGCAGGACAGGCGAAACAAAACUCUUGUAUCUUACCAGCAAUGGACAUGGUGGUGCACAGCGCCCGCUGGGGGAAGCCCAACUCCAAGGCACACAGAUCACUUUAUGCCCACAGCUGGAAGAGUUUUCAACGAGUGACAUGAAAGAGGGACAUGGAAUGUGAGUGAAGGAGGAACCAGAGAGAAAACUACUGCAGCAACAGUUUUGCCGAGGAUCCUGCUUCUCUAUCCACUGAAUGCUGGCUUCUUUCCCAAGUCGGCAACAAUCUGAAUCCCUUGGAUACUCACAAUAACUCCUUUUGUCAUAUCAGUUUGUCCCUUUUGGCUUUGACAAAGUGAGAGUGAACUUUCUGCAUCUUACUCAGACAAUCAAAAGGGUUGUUAUUUUUUUAUUUGAGAAAGAACAGCCUGCUGGGGACAUUGGCACUAAUUUAUCAUUUAUGUAAAGCUAACUGAGCACAAGCCAUUGUGUGGAUCCUAGAAGUGAUGCUUUUCCUCUCAACCUGUUUCCUUUGUCUGGGAGUGCUUUUAUCAGGACUGGUUUGACAUGGAACUACAAGUUUUAUUCCAGUAGUCCAGGGGUAAAUGACAUGCAGGCAUGAAUGGGCAUCCUUUUGAAACUGACUCAGGAAUUUUGAAAGGGACACAUUUAAUUUCCCUCCAGCAAAGAAGCAUUGGGAAGAACAAAUGGUCACUUUAAAGUAAGCUAUGGUGAUAGUCUCCCGGUGGUGCAGUGUGUUAGAGCACUGAGCUGCUGAACUUGCAGACCAAAAGGUUGCAGGUUUGAAUCCGGGGAGCGGAGUGAGCACCCGCUGUUAGCUCCAGCUUCUGCCAGUCGAGCAGUUCAAAAAUAUGCAAAUGUGAGUAGAUCAAUAGGUACCGCUCCGGUGGGAAGGUAAGGGCGCUCCAUGCAGUCAUGCCGGCCACAUGACCUAGGAGGUGUCUACGGACAACGCUGGCUCUUCGGCUUAGAAAUGGAGAUGAGCACCAACCCCCAGAGCUGGACACGACUGGACUUAAUGUCAGGGGAAAUCUUUACCUUUACCUUUACCUGUUGUGGUAGUCAGACCUUAACAAGGCAAAGACCUGGAGUAGAGGGGUGGAGGAUGCAGCCACCCUACAGAUAUUGGUGAUCUCCAGUUUGCAUCGCAAAGGAUCAGAUCUAGUCUCAAAAUCUCUGGAGGAUGGCAGGAAUCUCCAUCUAUGCUUAUUAUUGGAUGAAGGGGAUUCGUUGGAUUUGUUAAAGUAUUGUUCUGUUUGGUAACAAUUAUGGCAAAUCCAACAAAACUAACUAAAUGUAAAUUUUCUUAAUAAACACACGCACACCUCAACUAAAAUCAUUUUUGCCACAUUUUUUGCUAUGUUAUGUUAUGCUCUUUGUUAGGAGGUGUUAGUUGGACCUGAUUGUUUCCAGUCUGGAAUUCCCAUGUUUUCUUUUUUUAUAUAAAAUAGUCUUUAUUGAUUUUACAAAUCGGUAAAAGUAAAAUCCCGGGUAGGGAGCGAAAAUAAGAAUGAAGGUUGAUUGAGAAGAUAAAAAACUAGAUCACAGAUAAAAUAAAAGAAUAGGAGAAAGGAAAAAGAGCAGAAAGAGGGAGAGAGAAGAAAAAAACAGAAAAAAGGGAAAUAAUAAUAAUAAUAAUAAAGAAAAAUAGAAAAAAAUACACAUAUAGGUUUUAAAAGUGACUUCUCAGCAGUUUCUUCAGAGUGGUUCACCUCUUCAUUUUUCCAUUCCUAAACUUCUUUUAAAUUUAUUCUCCUUUUCUUCUUUUUUAGCUUUUUCUUUCUGUUGGCAUUAUUUUUUUAUUAUUUAUUUACAGUAUUUAUAUUCCGCCCUUCUCACCCCGAAGGGGACUCAGGGUGGAUCACAUUAUGUACAUAUAGGGCAAACAUUCAAUGCCCAUAUACACAUAGAACCGAGACAGAAACAACAGACAAACAGACGCAGAGGCAAUUUAACCUUCUCCUGAGGGGAUGUUUGAUUCUGGCCACAGGGGGGAGCAGCUGCUUCAUCAUCCACUCUGAUGGCACUUCCUCAUUCCAAUGUUGUAAAUUAGUUAAACUUGCCUCCCCACUUUUAUAAGUGGUACCUUAUUUCCUACUUGAUAGAUGCAACUAUCUUUCGGGUUGCUAGGUCAGCAACGAGCAGGGGCUAUAUUUUAUUUUUAAUUGACAGGUGUUCACCCCGCCACGGGCUGGCCUCGAACUCAUGAUCUCAUGGUCAUUUAUUGCAGCAGCUGUUUACCAGCCUGCGCCAACCCUUCUCUCUUUUCCUUCUCUCUUUUUCUAUCUUUUCUUCUUCUUUCUUCUUCUUCUAUUUUGCUUUUCUUUUCUUCUCAGUCCGUUUUUAUUCUUCCAUCACUUUAUUCCAAUUUGUCUCUUUAAUUGGUAUUCCUUUAUUUUUUGCUAGUAAGAAAGUCAGUCCUAUUAUAGUCUUGCAGUUUCAAAGCCUAGCUGAAUCCUUUGUUAGGAGGUGUUAGUUGGGCCUGAUUGUUUCCAGUCUGAAAUUCGCCUGUUUUCUGAGUGUUGUUUUUUAUUUGAAGCUACAAGGCCAUUCAAUGCUAAGUAAGGUGACCAACUGCAACAUUCACACUUGCUUCAAGCAGACAAGAGGUCUUUCUCCCACCUUGGACAUUCCACAUCUGUGGAAUAAACCCCACUCGCCUAGUUUCCAAAAGACCUCACAACAUCUGAGGAUGCCUGCCAUAGAUGCAGACGAAACAUCAGGAGAGAAUGCUCCUGCAACAUGGCCAUACAGUCUGGAAAACUCACAGCAACCCAGCAGGAGAUGAAUUUGUUACUAAAGGUGCACACUGGGAAUUGAUUAUGUUUGGCAUCUUGUGAAAGAAUACUGGAUUGUGGUUUACUUGCCACCUUCGUGUGAUAAAAUUGUGGCAUCAAAAAUUGCCAAAGUGCAAUUACUUUAAGUACGAUUCCCAUUUGUUGCUUCAGUUUCAUGGCUUAAUUGAAAGCUGUCUGUUGCUGCCAUCUGUUGGACAGUUUGCACCUCUGUGAAAAGGGAAACUUGGCUAAAUUAUAUUGGACUUGUGUGCCAAACUGAUAAUUAACUGAUAGUUAAAAUUAAUUCCUCUCUUUAAACAGAAGAGAAUAAAGGAGUGAGGCAGUUGCAGAAGAUUUAACUUAUUAGCUGUAGGACCUUUGAUCCAAGAUAAUUGGAGCACUUGACCCUAUAAAACCCCUUUAAGAGGAAGGGGAAAUCUAGUGUUUCCACAUUUUGGAAAGGCUAUGGGGAGGAGUUGUGAAUUUUUCCAGCUGAGCUGUUUCACAUUUCUUUUGUUCCAUUAAUUUGAGGGAUACGUUUCCGACUAUGAGCCGCCAGAAGACGAACUUCCGCCGGAUGAGGGGGAAGAUGACACAGGUCAGGAAAAUGUGGAGGAAGAAGAAGAGCCCAAUGCAGAACCGGAUGAGGACAAUCCAGAACCGGAUUUGGACAAUCCAGAACCAGAUGUGGACGAUGCAGAGAUGGAAGAGGAAGAUGCACCUAGGCCAAGAUGAUGUCCUAUUUUCUAGCCAUGGCAAGUCUCAUGUUGAAAAGGUCUGCCAAGGGAACAGCUUUGGAUGGUUACAUCUGCUACCGGUGGAUUAUGUUGUGCAAACUUGAUUAAAUAUUUAUUACAGGAAAUAA
This is a messenger RNA of Anolis carolinensis (green anole), 4947 nucleotides long. RefSeq names its product adrenoceptor beta 3 (gene adrb3). Bases 29 to 1468 code for a protein of 479 amino acids. Gene Ontology annotation, molecular function: epinephrine binding; beta3-adrenergic receptor activity. The record is from RefSeq and is a predicted model, not a curated record. Lineage: Eukaryota; Metazoa; Chordata; Lepidosauria; Squamata; Anolidae. The transcript is spliced from 5 exons. Gene Ontology annotation, cellular component: plasma membrane. Gene Ontology annotation, biological process: norepinephrine-epinephrine-mediated vasodilation involved in regulation of systemic arterial blood pressure; adenylate cyclase-activating adrenergic receptor signaling pathway.